This is a messenger RNA of Armigeres subalbatus, 869 nucleotides long. RefSeq names its product TP53-regulated inhibitor of apoptosis 1-like. Gene Ontology annotation, molecular function: phosphatidic acid transfer activity. NCBI's taxonomy places the organism in Eukaryota, Metazoa, Arthropoda, Insecta, Diptera, Culicidae. The coding region runs from base 157 to 408 and encodes 83 amino acids. Gene Ontology annotation, biological process: phospholipid translocation. The transcript is spliced from 2 exons. Gene Ontology annotation, cellular component: cytosol; nucleus; mitochondrial intermembrane space. The record is from RefSeq and is a predicted model, not a curated record.
CUGUGUGCGCGGAGCAACCAACACCAACACUGCCUGCCAUCACACAUCACAUCCAUUCGCACAAUCAAAACACGCCGAAAGUACGAGCCACUUUCAUAAGAAUCUGAUUUCUGAAUUGAAAAUUUUACCGCUGUCGAUUGAAUUCAGACUGAAACGAUGAACAGCAUUGGUGAAAAUUGUACCGAGUUGAAAAAGAAGUACGACACGUGUUUCAAUCAGUGGUUUUCGGAGCGCUUCCUGAAGGGAGAUGCCGACGACUCGGUGUGUGCGCCCCUGUUUCGAGUGUACCAGCAGUGUGUGAAGGACGCCAUGAAAACCCAUCAGAUCGAGUUCAAGGAGAUCGAGAGCGACUACCUGGGCUCGUCCAAGGAGCAGAAAGUUCCUCCAAAGAACGACGGUUCCAGCUGACCCUGAUCUGUGUCGCUCGGCAGCAUCACCACUGGCUAUUGAAACAACAUGCAGCGACCUACGACCGGCGGCUGACUGAACGGCGAUGAUCAUCAAAUCAAAUCAAUUCCACAUCCUGAUGGUGGGUGCUACGUGCGGAAUGGUGCGGGUGAUAUUUGUAUGCACCAUUGCGCUGUAUAAGCUAUGCUCGGAAGCCAUGCUUUCCGAAACACUUUUUGUUCUAUUGAUUAGUUUUACAGAAAAAGUACCACCCUGUCUAGUCGAAGGUAAAAUAUACUGUUAGUGUAAAUUAGUCGUAAAAACCACUAAGUUACGAGAAUAACCGUUGUGUCAUUUAGAGUUGUUCAUCGACUUGAUUGAGUUUUUAUUGAAAUAAUGCUUUAGUAUUGUGUUUAUUUGUAGAAAAGUACAAUUUAUAACUUUCUUAGAAGUGACAAAUAAACUCAUAUUUUGUAAAGGAA